Molecule: messenger RNA, 3952 nt
Organism: Egretta garzetta (little egret)
Lineage: Eukaryota; Metazoa; Chordata; Aves; Pelecaniformes; Ardeidae
Gene: COMMD9
Product: COMM domain containing 9
Exons: 4
Source: RefSeq, a predicted model, not a curated record
AAGCGGUCCUCCCUGGGAGGCACAGCCCCGGGGAGCCCGACAGGCCGGCUAAAGGGAAGGGCACGAGGCCAGAGGCGUGCUAGAGGACAGCGCUCUUACCUCAGCUCCUUACCUGUUCAGGCUGUCAGGCAGAGCUUGGAUGUCCAAGGCCCUGGCGGUGUCGGUCUCACUGCAGAAGCUGUGUCUCCCCUGGCUGCUGCAGGCCCCUCCCGUGCUGUAUGUCAUGAUUUUCAACCCAGUGGAGUCCUCUAUGCUCUUCAUUUUCUGCAGCUGGUAUCUGCCUUGCACAACCUCACCAGGCACGUCGUGUACCACAGCUUGACAAGGGCAGAAGAUAUCCUCUCUCUCUUUCCAGAAAACUUCCACCAGAAUCUGAAAAACCUUUUGACUAAGAUAAUCUUGGAGAAUAUCUCUGCUUGGAGGAAUGAAGCACAAGCAAGUCAGAUCUCCCUGCCUCGGCUGGUCGACAUGGACUGGAGGGUGGACAUCAAGACGUCUUCAGACAGCAUCAGCAGAAUGGCAGUCCCUACUUGCCUGCUUCAGUUAAAGAUUCAGGAAGAUGCUGCCUUAUGUGGAAAUAGUCCUGUUGUUUCUGCACUGACUGUGGAACUAAGCAAAGAAACGCUAGACACUAUGUUAGAAGGUCUAGGAAGGAUCCGGGACCAACUUUCUGCUGUUGCAAACAAAUGAAUACUCAAGGGCAUGGAUUCCAGCAGUGAGGAAGGGAAGUAUUUUCUACCUACAGCUCUCAUAAGUUGCAACUUAGUGUAACAUGUUUUCAGUUUUAACAAAAGUAAAGAGAUUUCUUUACUGAGUUAAUAAGAUACCUUUUGAAAAGCUAACACUUAAACAUUCCUUUGGUCUGAUGCCAAAAAGUGUUUUCCCAAUAUGUUGUUGAACAAAAGCUGGUUUCUAUGUCAGAAAAGGAUUUGAGUGCUCAGAGCUUGGCCUAAUCACAAGGGUCAUAACUGGAAAUAGCAAAUAGCUGCAUCCAAUGAAGCAAGUGCUAUCUCUCUGCCCUGAAAUGAUGAUCUAAAAGGCUCGAGCUGGUUAAUGGGCUGCCUUCCAGCAUUAGCAGACAAGGAGGGUGCCUCUCCCUGGGAUGCGCGUGUAUUGAGGUGCAUGCUGGAUGUAGCACCCUCCCUCUCAAUGAAGCACAGCCAUGCUGCAGAUUGUUAUUACAGGAUAAUGCUUUGAAAUAGGGCAAUUAUGCUACAACACAUUCCCUUCUGAUCAGCUUCACAGCACCAUUUGCAAAAUGACUAGUCUGAACAUCUUUAGCAGCAAGUAAUUUCCCCCUUCUGUUUGAAAAGAGAAAAGGAGUUCACAUAAUUCAUGUUUGGGUUUAUUGCACUCUGGGCUUUGCCUUUGCUGCACAAAAAACAGACUGGGAAAGUAAAGAACGGAUGGCCGUUGUCCGUACUGUAGGAAACCCUUCUGUGGCAAUAUGUGCCUAUACUUCCCCAAAGUGUUCUGUUGUUUGUUUGUAUAAAUCUUCAUUUAAUUAAAAAAUGAACUGCUAAUGAUUUUGUGAGUCCUUUUCAGUUUAGAAGAGCUGUUGUCCUGGGUUACCUCAGCCUCUUUGUGACAGCGCCUAAUUUCUAGGCUAGUUUAAUGAAUGUUCAUGUUUGUUGCUGAAGACAGGUCUUUUGUUUCCUGUUCAAAUUAAUUCAUCUUUUAAACUGUCUUCUCUUCAUUAUAAUACAGUUCCAGGGCACCUUUUUCCAUGGGCAGCAGCUCUGUGCAAUAUUACAGGUGAUGACCCUGACCUAAAACUUCAUAAAUAGAUGCGCAUUGAAAGUGCGGAGGACUAAGUGCAGAAAAUGAACAAAAUUCAAACUUCUUUCUGAUAAGCUUCUGUAAUGCUCCAAACUGGAAGACUGGAUCCAAAUGCUUUGUUUAUGGCAAAAUCCCACCUUUCAUAAAAUAUUUGACUCCCCUUCAAGGCACAGAACAUUGUCUCUUGUGUUUAGAAACAUGAAAUCAUUCAAGAAGCAUGCAUAAACUACAGAGCUUUGUUAAUUUCAUACAUCCCCACAGAGCACAGGCUAGAGUAUAAGUGUAAAUUAAGCCUGUGCCUUUAAAAGAUACUAGUGCAAUACAACUUGUGCAUCAAGGUGAGAUGUAUGACAAGUCACUUGCUAAGGUCUACUUUGAGCAAAGAUAGUAACACUUAGUACUUUACCAGGGCGGACUGGUAAAUUUCAUAUAUAAUAGGGAAAUCUGAAAGAAGAUGGAUAUUCAAGAAUCUGGUCCAUAAGAUUCAAGUUGUGAAAGACAUCUAUAACAGACUACUUCAGUUUGAAGAAAUUUUGUUGCCUUUGCAGCCUAGCCUUAAAAAAAACCAAAAAAUCUCAGUUUAUGUUGUACUGUUUAUUUUAGAAGGUAAGAAUCACUGAGGAGGUAAAUAAUGCAUAAUGAAGUACUCAUACUGUUAGAGGAGCCGAGGAAGUCAAUACACAGGCAAUACUUGAGGUAAAUACUGAAAGUCAUAGUCAAAAUGUUGUAGGUCCUAAUGAACAAAGAACUGAUAGCUGCAUAGAGUUCUCAUGCAAAACCAUUAUACAACUAUAGAAUAGUUGUAAAGAAAAGAAAGACUUAAAACUGAGAAGGCUUUUCUGGUGUCAGUGGCACUAUCUGCAGGUAGCUAAAAGCUGCUUACAGAGACUUCAGAAAGGGGGCUGUCCACUGGAUCAGAGGCAUGACAAACAUCUGAUGACUUCAAGGGUUAUAUCUCAAAUCAUUCUGCAAGAAGAUACUGGUAUUUUCUAGCCCGAAAUUUAGGAAGCUAUGAGAAUUUGCCUUCAAAUCUUUGCCUAAAGUGUUAGGUAUUUUCUUGUUGGCUCUUACCACCUUUGCCGGAAGAGCUAAGAAUGCUCAGAAAAAAAUACGUAAAACCAGAGAGGCUGAGUAGGAUUGUCACUACCUGACCAGCAACAGAACUUCACAUUGAAGUCCUCCUUACAGAGACUGCUGCACGGAGAGAGAAUAAUAUGCCUGUUAUUGCAACAAUCAUAUGUGAUGUUUUUAAUAAAAUGAUUGCUCUCUUAAAAUCAGAUUCUUACACUCCCUCCACAUAUUGCUGCUAUUUGGCAGGCUAGCCUAAAUGCAUUCACCAUUACUUUAUUUUCAGUUUGUUCCUGUGCCAGCACUGUCCUCUUCAGCUUACUUCUCUCCUACCUUUCCAUUUUUGUCCUCAUGCUUAUGAAGCAGUGAAAUCCUCCUCCACUUUUGAUGGCUAAGCCUGGUAAGCUCUAUAUUCUCUGCCUUUCAGCAUCGUAGUGGCCAUUCUUCACUUACAGUUUGCAUCUCCCUUGACUGCAGUCAGCACAAUGGUUCAUUUCUGGAGAAGAAUAGUCCAAGGACAUGAAUAAAGAAUAGAGCUGUCAUAGUAUGUGAACCACCCGAAUGAACUUUUCCUCCCAGGAAACCACAAGCCUUCGUUGUGAAGUGGAGCUCAAAAACUCCAUCUUCAUUCCAGUAUUUGAGGAAUAGAAAACCACCUCCUACAUGUAUGCUGUUUAUCAAGUGAUAAUUUAAUUACACUAAGCAAAACAGUGAUAAAUUUAUUUGUAAAACAAAAGUACGCAAGUUAAAUUCAAACUGUAAUUUGACAAUUCAGACAUUGUGUUAGACCUGACUGUGUCAUUUAAAACAUUAAAUCCUACUUUGUAUUAUUCAAAACAAAAUUUAGCUUCCUCUUACUGCAAGAAAACGUGUACUUUAGGGUGUUCAGGCUAAAAGUUGUAUAGCUGUUGUGACUGAGAAUAGAACAACUUAGAAAGAUAAUGCCUUGAUGAUUCCUAGCUUCCACUUCAAUUAAUGAUCUUUAAACAUUGAUUUAAAACAGUGGAAGACUUUACAAGACUCAUGGUGGUUUGGUAAAGGUAGACUAGUUACACUAUGUUUAAGUUCUGGGUUUAUUGUGUGACAUAUACAUAUUCAACCUUUU